GGUGACGUCACGCGGGGGAGAGUUCAAGGUUCGCCCGGCGGGAGUCAUGGCCUCCGAGAAGCAGCGUGGUGGUGGUGAUGUUGGUGAGGGGAUGGAGCGUGGUGAUGGUGGUGGUGAUGGUGAAGCCUCUCCCGGCCUCGCCAAAAGCAGGCGAGGCGUCACCGUGUCCCGCGAGCUGCUCGGCGUCAAAGGAGGCCCUGUCAUUCCCAAGCAACUCUUCAUAAACCCCAGAGUGGCCCAAAGGACUCAGGCUGCUGGCUCCACCAGCCGCCUGCCCCCCAGUUGCGCGCUGAGCCAGGUGAAGAAAUUCCUGCCUCAGCUGGCAGCUGCCAACGACGUCCUGCAGAGGGAAAUGCAGGAGAUGCCGGCGGGACACUUCGAUAUCGAGCAUGUGGACGACGGGCAGGAGCGCGUCAUCGAGAUGAGCAUCUCCCUGGUUGAAGGGGACAACUCGGACACGGACGAGGAGGAGGAGGAGGAAGACUGCAGCUCGUCUGGGAGCUCAUCCGACUCGGAGAUGGCGGACGGGGGGGAAGGACUCCCGGUGAUGCCGAGAUUGCGCUUGAGCCAGAAGUCGGCGGCGCAAGCGCGACAUCGCAUCGUCGAGCUGGACACUCUGCCUGCUACGGACCAGCCGCCACGUGAGCCCCAGGGCACGUGACCAACGCACGAGGAUUCUCUUCCGCCAAAUCCUCCCAAUGGUGUCAGGAUGUUCUUUUGUGGUUGUUCUUUUGCCCCAGAUGACUUCCUCCUGGCUCUGUGUAGAUGCCUUUCUUUGCCUCUGUUUAAACGUCUUACAUUCUUUUGCACAAACUGACGUUAAUUAGAUCUUUCACGCAUUGACCGCCAUAAAGCCCAAAACGGGUCAUGCAGUGCCUUCCCCAUGUGGCCUUAGGGACAUACAACGGGGCUUAUUUUCUUGUUGCAUUGUUUUCCUCAACGUGCUUUUGGCCACCGCAAUGUGUUAACAUAUUCCUGCCAAAUAAGUAAAUAAAUAUGGGCCAGAAUUCACGUGCUCUUCAUCUCGGUGCGACCAUUACAUUGCGGCUGAGACGCUGACCUUUGUCGAUGACACUCUUAAGCGUUCCCUAAGGACCUUUAUGAAUGUGGCUUACCUCUUCAUUUCUUUAGGGAAUGUUGCAUGCAAGCCAGAGUGGAUAAGCGGAGUGGUCGGUGCUUUGUUGUUGUCAUCAAUAACAACACGGCGAUGAUGGCGAGAGGAUCGGCGAGAGGAUCGGCACGAUGUAUGGGUUCAGGGAAAUCUGCUCGGUCACCCCCGGCAAGAGAACAUGGCCCCCAGGAGGGUGGCGAAUGUGGGCGUUUAUCGGCGAGCUGCCCUGGUGCGCGAUGGAUUGACGCGCGCGAUGGAUUGACGCACGCGUACCGUGGCCUAAUAUCCAUAACGGGACUUGUUUAUGUGUGUAUUGAAAUUAUGUUUUGUAUUGCCAAAUUGAGUGAUGUUCAUUAUCCUCUGCUGCCCCUAUAGCCCCUGCCAUCCAUGCAGUCCACUCCCUGUUCAAGUCAAGGCUCAAGACCUUCCUCUUUACCUAUGACCCACUGCCAAUUAAAUAUCUAUGUAUGUAUGAACUUCUUCCGUGCCGUACGUAGCCAACCAUCCUAAUCGGAGGUGUGGGGGAAGGACAACAAACACAAAAAGCACUUCUAAAGAAAUUAGUUUUCAAUCGAGAUUUAAAAGUGCACAGUUCCAGUGGCUUCCAAAUAUUGCAAGGAAGAGCGUUCCAGACGGCCGCAGAAGCGCAUCUAAAAGUGCCUGAUGCAGUGGCCAUCUUUGUUCGAUGGUUGGCCAAAACCCGCCACUUCAAGGAUGGACCGGAGUCCGCGUGAUGGUUUAUGCUCACUUGCUUUAUAGCAGUGGUUCUUAACCUUAUUGGAGGUACUGAACCCUGCAAGCUUCAUCAGUGCAUUCACCGAAACCUUCGUGAUUGGAAAAAUAAAAUUUGAUUUCUUCAAAACAUAGGUAUAUAUUUUAUUAGUGCACAAAAUGAACCAUGCAUCAGUUGCACACAAAAUCACUGUGUUCAAAGAACAAAACCAACAAAACAUGAAUUUCACAAAAACAUAACUCAAUUAAUAUUUACUGCAAAUCAAUGUGACUUUUGCUGUUGCCUUUCAGAUAUAAGUUCAGAAAUUCGCGGCUUCACCUUGGCAAGUGCCACUCAUCAUUUUCGCAACAAAGUCUGUUCCUUUUCUUAGUUUUUAUGUCUACCAUCGAAAAAUAUUGCUCGCAAUGAUACGUUGUAACAAACGGUGUGAGUAUCUCAAGGGCUGUCUUAGCAAUAAGAGGGUAUGGUACGAUUUGGUGAUACCAAAACGUUGAGAGCGUUGUUCUGAAGAGUUGCUGUUGAAGCUGGCUCUGCUGAAGUUCAAUGAUUUCCUCGAGGUAUUCAUCGUUGACAUCUGCUGUCGCUUCACUAAACGUGAACGGCUGUCUCACCCAUGCUGGAUAUGACUCUGGUGGGGAAGUAUCCGUCGGGAGACUUUGCGAGCUCAUCUAAGUGCAUGGCAAUUGCUUGCUUCAGCUCCCCAGAUACAGAAAUGUCUCCAAUUCCAGGCACGAAUUCGAUCUUACUUAGUCGUCCACCGGGGGAAAGUUUGCGAAGUUAUCAUUCUCUGUCCGUCGUUUCCAUAAAGGUAGUUUUUUUUUAAACGCCUUCAGGUUUUCCGUUUCGAUUAUGUUUACUCCACCUCCCUGCAUCUGUCGAUUGAGAUGAUUGAGAGCAUCGAAAAUAUCGGCCAUGUACGCCAAAAUGAGAAUGAACUCAAUUUUCGAAGCAAUCUGCGUGACAAUGUUGGUACUCUCGCAAAAACAUGGCUAAUUCCACACGCAAUGGCAAAAACGAUUCAGCACCUUUCCCUCGGAUAACCACCGAACGUUAGAAUGGUACAGAAGUACCUCGAAUUCAGAGCCCAUUUCCUUACACAGCUCUUUGAAGAUGCGGUGCUUCAUAGCACUAUUUCGCACGUAGUUCACACAUUCAACUACAAUUUGUAAUACUUCUGCCAGUUUUGGAGGCAAGGUUUUUGUUGCCAACGCAUGUCUGUGCAGAACACAGUGCGUAACAAUGGAGUGUGGUGCAUCAGAUUUCACCAGCGCUCCAAAACCAGUGUCGUCCCAGCAUGGCUGGAGCUCCGUCCGUACAAACUGCAGAAACCAUAUUCCACGAAAGAUCGUUGUCUCUGAAGAAGUCAUCCACGAGUUUCUUCACAUCGACUGCCUUGGUUGUUGUAAGAGGCUUACAAAAUAAAAAAAAAUAUUCCUUUAUCACGUCGUCUUUCAUAUAGCGCACGAAUACAACAAGCUGGCUUAGAUUGGAAACGUCGGUGGUCUCGUCGAGUUGGAGGCUGAAUUUUGCUGGGCUUGAAAUCAGAUCUGCAACGACUAGAGCCAAGAUGUCAUCGCUCAUGUCUAUUUUGCUGCUGCUGAUAGUGUCAUUUGAAAGAAGAAUUUGGGAUAACUUAUCUUCAGCUUUUCCCAGCAUGAUGUUCGCCAUCUACAAUGCAGCUGGUUUUACGAUUGUUUCACCAAUGGUGUGUGGUUUGCCCUGCUUUGCGAUCAGGUGCGCAACUUCGUACGAUGCUGUGAGGAUCGGUUUGUCGAUGGUACAAAGCAGAGAACAGGCAGAGUAGCCUUUUCAUCGAAUCUGGCUCUCUUCACCUUGAAUUCAGCGAGCGUUGUGUUCUUGUAUUUCCCAUCUCCAUGCAGCUUUAGGAAGUGUUCCUUUAGUUUUGCCGGUGCUAGACUAGAAUUGCUCAACUUGGCAUUGCAAAUCAUGCAUUGAGGACGCUGACUCCCAUCGCGUUCCUUUAUACACGUGAAUCCAUAUUGUACGUAUUCGUCCAACCACUUUAUUUUUUUGCUCGACAUAGUAUGAAGGGAUUGAAAGAUUAAAAGAAAAUCACAAAUGACGUACAAUCACAACAGCCACAAGUCGACUACUGAGCGCACCAAGUUCCUGAUCACGCAAUGUGGCGUGAUCAGCUGCAGCCAAUGAUGGCCAAGCGGAGCGUGACGUCACGAAUAAUACAAGUGGGCUGAAUUUAUUUUGUGUAACAUUUUUACUAAGCAACUAAAUAUUUGUAAUCUAACACGGCGAAGAAAAAUUGUGUUGCCAAUUUUUUGACGGCCGACAAAAACGGCCUGCAUUACCGGUGCGAACCGGGCUGCUAUACUGUGUGUGUCUUGACCCCUGCUGAACCCCGGAGAGUGACUCAACGAACCCCUGGGGUUCGAUCGAACCCAGCUUAAGAACCACUGCUCUACAGGGUCUUGAGAUUCAGUCACAUUUCCACGCUGUAUAAAUUAACAUUGUACAUUGUCGUAUUAAUGCAUCAAGUUGUUGCUGUUUAUUUUUUUAAGCUAAAAGUGUAAAAUGUGUUUCAAUAAAUGCUACAUCAAUUGAGAA
Messenger RNA from Petromyzon marinus (sea lamprey), 4424 nucleotides. RefSeq names its product NOP protein chaperone 1 (gene NOPCHAP1). Gene Ontology annotation, molecular function: box C/D methylation guide snoRNP complex binding. The record is from RefSeq and is a predicted model, not a curated record. Gene Ontology annotation, biological process: box C/D snoRNP assembly. NCBI's taxonomy places the organism in Eukaryota, Metazoa, Chordata, Hyperoartia, Petromyzontiformes, Petromyzontidae.